This is a messenger RNA of Neoarthrinium moseri, 1272 nucleotides long. RefSeq lists its product as uncharacterized. The record is from RefSeq and is a predicted model, not a curated record. The coding region runs from base 1 to 1272 and encodes 423 amino acids. Gene Ontology annotation, biological process: proteolysis. Gene Ontology annotation, molecular function: aspartic-type endopeptidase activity. Lineage: Eukaryota; Fungi; Ascomycota; Sordariomycetes; Amphisphaeriales; Apiosporaceae. The transcript is spliced from 3 exons.
AUGGCCAUAUAUACGAUAGCUUUGGCGGCUCUAGUCUCACAGUGGCUGCUCUGUACUAGCGCCGCCCCAGCUGGAUCCACUGAAUCUAACGACGACGCCACAGACUCCGGUGUUGGGAUCCUCGACAUCUUCAUCCCACCCGUUCGCAGCGAUGACUUGUAUUACAAUGUCAACGUCACGGUUAAUUCUCAAGUGAUACCGGUUCUUCUUGACACCGGUUCGGGAGAUCUCUUCGUGGCAUCCGAUGAAUGUCCAACAAACGACCCUGCCGACGGUUGCUACCAGCUGCAGGGUGCCUAUGAGAUAAAGCCAAGUGACAAUAUCAUUCCCAAUGAGACCUUUUUCACUAUCGUUGGCGAAGGUGCCGUAUAUGGGAACCAGUCUCUUGCUAGCGUGAACUUGGGUGGCGUGUCCAUUCCCGAUUUGGCUACUGGGCUUGUAUACAGCUCGGCAGCCAAAGAGUUUCAGAACGGUUCCUUUGCUGGUAUCCUUGGCCUGAAUAUGGCAUCCGUCAGCCGACAAGUAUACUUUAACGGCCGCGAUCCUCCUUUCGACGCCUUGGCCAAGAGUAGUUCUAUCGCUCAGCCGAAGUUUUCUGUCACAUUGCCGCGGAUGGGAGAUCCCGAGUCCCCUAAAGUUGGCAGGUUGACUAUCGGCGGGAUUGGCACAGAGCUGGCAGAAGAUGAUAUCAAGUAUGGACCGGUUUUUGCGACUCCAAACUACAACUAUGAGGAUUUUCCGCUGCAAUUCCAGGGUUGGACCAUUCACUUGGAGGGCAUCCGAAUGAAUGGCAAAGAGGUACAGAUGAACAACGGUAGUCUCAUCCCCACCGGAGAAUAUCUUUCCAUGCUAGACACCGGUGGUUCUAGCAUGUACUUCCGGCCGCCAGAGCUUGAUCAAAUCGCCAGCUUGUUCAAUGGCCCGACCAUCUACCAGCAAGGUCACGCGAUCUAUUUUGACUGUUCCAUCCCGCAGCUCCUGGAACUCAAGUAUUUCGGACAGUGGUAUCCUGUGGAUCCUCUCGAUUUACUGAUUCCUAAGGACCACGGGAAUUCGAAUGGUACAGAGCUAUGCCAUGCGGCGCUGGGAAGCUGGACUCGCACAUUUGGAGACUCCAUCAUCGGAGUGCCGUUCCUGCGUUCUGCGCAGUCCGUUUUUGACUACGUUACGUUGGACUUGAAGUCUCAGCCACGGGUGGGGCUAGUUGGAACUGUUGAUGCUGAAGCAGCGAUGAAGAGGUAUCCUGACAUAUACCAAGAUAGAAUAUUGUAG